Mustela lutreola (European mink) is the source of this 804-nucleotide messenger RNA. Its product is annotated as keratin-associated protein 10-7-like. The record is from RefSeq and is a predicted model, not a curated record. The coding region runs from base 1 to 804 and encodes 267 amino acids. NCBI's taxonomy places the organism in Eukaryota, Metazoa, Chordata, Mammalia, Carnivora, Mustelidae. Gene Ontology annotation, cellular component: keratin filament. The transcript has a single exon.
AUGGCCGCAUCCACCCUGUCCGUCUGCUCCAGUGACCGGAGCUAUGGCAGCCGCGUCUGCCUGCCCGGCUCCUGUGACACCUGCUCCGACUCCUGGCAGGUGGACGACUGCCCAGAGAGCUGCUGCGAGCCCCCCUGCUGUGCCCCCACCUGCUGUGCCCCCACCUGCUGUGCCCCCUUCUGCUGUGCCCCCUCCUGCCUGACCCUCAUCUGUACCCCUGUGAGCUGCGGGUCCAGCCCCUGCCAGUCAGCCUGCACCAGCUGCUGCCAGCCUUCCUGCUGCAGCUCCUCCCCCUGCCAGGAAGACUGCUGUGUGUCUGUCUGCUGCAAGCCCGUCUGCUGCACCCCUGUCUGCUGCCAGACCUCCCCCUGCUCAGGCUCUUCAUGCUGCCAGCAGUCUAGCUGCCAGCCCUCCUGCUGCAGCUCCUCUCCCUGUCAGCCUGUCUGCUGCACCCCUGUCUGCUGCAAACCUGUCUGCUGCACCCCUGUCUGCUGCAAGCCCAUCUGCUGCACCCCUGUCUGCUGCAAGCCAGUCUGCUGCACCCCGGUCUGCUCCGGGCCCUCCUGCUGCCAGCCCAGCCCCUGCUCCUCGUCCUGCUGCAGACCGUCGUCAUGCGUGUCCCUGCUCUGCCGCCCCGUGUGCAAGCCCGCCUGCUGCGUGCCCGCCUCCUCCUGCUGUGCCCCUUCCUCCUCCUGCCAGCCCAGCUGCUGCCGCCGAGCUUCCUGCGUGUCCCUGCUCUGCCGCCCCGUGUGCUCCCGCCAGACCUGCUGUGUGCCUGCCUCGGCCCAGAAGUCCUGCUGCUGA